AGAGUUUCCUGUAAAUAGCAAUGUUAAGGUUCCUGUUUGAAAACUCAGUUUCCAUACUUCCGUCCAUGGCAUUUACGAUCGUUAUCAUCAUCUGCUGUCUCACAUCUCUAGCCUUGAACCCUGUGAUCUUCCUCUUCAGCAGAAGAAAAAAUUCUGUUGCAGCAUUCCUGUUUACCAUCCUCUCCUCAAUCGAUUUUCUCUACUGUUUCACUCUUCCUUUUGUCCUGUUCUCAGAAGCUAAUGAAAUUCUAGAGGAGGGUAGGUGGUGUUUCGGACUUACAGAAGAUGAAUAUUGGAACUGUGUUUUUCCAGCCUCUACGGGGCACAAAGUGAGCACGGUAAUAAUGCACUGUCUGGACUCCGCGGCUGUUUCAACUACAGGAUUACUUGCCAUCACCCGCUACAUUCAAUUAAAAGAUCCACUGAAAGAUGUAAGGAAGAAGAUAAUAUUACUCUUUAUCGGUGUGGCUUUCACUGUCAUACUUUUCCUACAGUUGUUCAAUCUGUUCAGCCCAAUGCACAAGACGUAUUACAGCCCGUUGUUGAUGCUAGCCCUGAAUGUGAACCCAUACAAUAUAGGGCUAUCCUGGCGAAGUCAGUACGUCUCUGUUAUCAUUACCAACGCAGGCACUAUCAUGGUACAGAUAGGAGCUCUCGUCUCAUCUAUACUGGCUGCUGCACAUAUCCUCUUCGUUAAAAACAAUAUAAGAGUCCUAGGAAUUGGGAACAACAACAAGAUCAACUGUGUCAGACGAAGAGAGCGAAGUCAGAAGAUCCUGUUGACUAAUCUACCGAGCGUUCUAAUCCUCCUCCGGAUGAUGAUUGAAGCUCCUAUUUGGUAUCUGGCUCGUAGAAGUGGCAGUGGGUUAUACUCCGAGGUGCAAGGGUGGAUUAUCUUCUCCUUUCACCGCAUGUUACCACUGUUAGCUUCUACAUGGAACCCAGUAGUCUUCAUCAGCAUGACUCCUAAAUCCAGAGAGUUGCUUAAAAGCACGUUCCGCUCUACGAGAACGAGUCUGAGUAGUUUAAAGCAGAGAAGUACCAACGGAAAGAGAAAAGAGCAGGACACAGCAGUAAACGAGCUGGCGUUCUUCUUUCCCAAUUUUAAAAACGAGACAGCUGGAUUGGAAAGAACUCUGUGCAUAAUUCGUCCCGACACCAACAAGCAGUACAAGGAAACGAUUCUAUCCAGACUAACAGAGCUAGGGUUCAGUAUCGCACUCCAACGAGAGUUCGUGAUGACCCGCACCAUGGCCGAGACCUUUUACCGGAAACACCGUGAGGAGCCGUUCUUUGAAGUGCUGGUAUCCCAGAUGAUCAGCGGUCCUAGUUUAGUUCUAGCUUUGUGUAGCAGGGACGCUGUCAGGCAAUGGAGGAGUGUCCUGGGGCCGACCUUGGUACCAGAAGCUAAGGAGACUGCUCCAGAAAGUAUGCGAGCUACUUUCACUACAGAUGAUAUUAUUAACGGUCUGCAUGGUAGUUCUACUGCCGAGGAAGCUGUUGAUGAACUCAACUUCUUCUUCCCUGCUGAACAAACCGUCGCCUGUAUAAAACCUGAAAUGAUGGAGAAAAAAGAAGAAAUAAUGAAGAGGAUUGAAGAAGCUGGUAUAGUAAUACAGGCACAGAAAACAGUUACAUUAUCUCAAGACGAGGCAGGCUCCUUUUAUGACGAGCACAAAAACAAGGAAUUCUACGGAGACCUCUGCAGUUAUAUGGCCAGUGGGGAGUCAACAUUUUUGGUCCUCUCUGCAAACAACGCUGUCGAAAAAUGGCGGGAAAUUAUUGGUCCAGCAGAUCCGAGUGAGGCAAAAGCGACUAAACCGCAGUCUCUUCGGUCAAAACUAGGUAAGGACAUCUUGAAGAACGGACUACACGGCAGUUCCUCGGCUGAACAUGCCCUUAAGAGUAUAGAGCAGAUAUUUGGAGCCAGCAUGACGAUACGUAGCAGUAAGAGCAAAUCUUUCACGAGCCAAGGUCUGGAUACUUCUGAGGGCAUAGCAGAGAUAGGAAGCGUGCAAGGAGCGACCGAUAAGACUGAGAAUGAUGUGUGUAGUGAUCUCCCAACUGACAGUCCUAAAGAUAACAAUAAAUCGUCAUCUCAACGCACUCUGGAAGAUGCAGAGAAGUCAGAUUCGAAUGAUAAUGAAGCUAAAGGAGAGACGGAGCAAAAAGAGGUCGAUAGCCCAGAAAAACAGGCAGAACCUAGUUCGGGAGAACAAGCUGGAGAAGAAGAAAAGCAAGAAGAAGAGACAGCGGUAAAGGAAGAACAAGGUGAGGAAGUUAAACCGCCUGCAGUAGAAAGUGAGCAAGUCCAUAACGCCGACGGAGAAGUUGAAACGGUCGAUGCACUUCAGCCGUCCAUGACUAAUAUGUCAGAAGGAUUAUCCCCGAUAUCGGAGGGACAGGAGGAUUACUUUCAGGACUCAUUCAACUCCGACUCAUCUGUUUUACGAGAAGCUAGAGAAACUUUAGAGAACGAGGUGACGAUGACAAACACCCCUGAUCACACAGGGGACGAACUAGAAGAGCUACCAGCUGAUAGUGAUAAAGAGGGGACGACGCCGGUGCCUGAAAAGAAAGAAGAUUGAAACAAUUAGCUAAUUAGAGAGCGAAGGAUAAUGAAACUGGUCUUCUGUUCGCUGGACGAUGAACGUUGAAGAUGUUUUAGACUUUCAUUUUGAUUUGAUCAGAGUAUUUAUACGAACCCGCAACAACUGCUCCAAAGAAACCUGAAUGGGACUGACAGCAUUGGUGUUAUUGUUAUCAUUUUCGUGUAUUAUAUGUGUGAAUAUUGUGUAUGGAAUUAUCUUGUUUGACUUUAUAUAAAUGUUCCUGUGAGUGGAGUACAGACUACAAAGUACAAGUGGAGUACAGACCUGUACCAGAGAUACGAUGUCUUAUGUCUUAUUUAAAGCUUUUGUUGUAAAGGCAUUUAUUGUUAUUGUGAACUGCGCUCAUUAUCAAUUCUAUCUAUGACAAUUAAUAUUAUUAAGAGGUAGAUAAUUGAAUGAUGAAUAUGACGACCUCUAUAUUUGAAUACAGUCAAACCUCUAUAUACUGUGCCUCUCUAUACCCGGUUCCUCGAGAUACUAUACCGCGCCUCCUCCUUUCCCCAAAACAUUUGGUUAAUUAGCUCGUUUUGUGCAAGAAGUGUAGGCCUAAUGGGAUAAUGGUACACUUGACAUGUUAAUUGAGAGGCUACAUACAUUGGGGAUUGGGAGUAUGUGAAUCUCUCUAUACCGGGUUUUUUCUACACCAUGCACUUUUCAUUUCCCCGGAGAGGCCCGGUUUAUAGAGUAUAAUAGUUAUAAUUAUUAAUUUUAUUAUCAAUUUUAUCGAUUGUAAAAGUAAUAAUACAAUGAUGUAAAAACCUUUUAAUUAAUUCGGUUAAAUUGAGCAGAAUUGUGAAUUCUAAAAUGUUCUAUCGUACAGCUUAUUGUGAUUUCAUUUUUGACCAGAA
This is a messenger RNA of Bolinopsis microptera, 3460 nucleotides long. Its product is annotated as thioredoxin domain-containing protein 6-like. Bases 21 to 2588 code for a protein of 855 amino acids. Lineage: Eukaryota; Metazoa; Ctenophora; Tentaculata; Lobata; Bolinopsidae. The transcript is spliced from 13 exons. The record is from RefSeq and is a predicted model, not a curated record. Gene Ontology annotation, biological process: CTP biosynthetic process; UTP biosynthetic process; GTP biosynthetic process. Gene Ontology annotation, molecular function: nucleoside diphosphate kinase activity.